Aspergillus homomorphus CBS 101889 is the source of this 2831-nucleotide messenger RNA. RefSeq names its product transmembrane 9 family protein. Gene Ontology annotation, cellular component: membrane; Golgi apparatus. The transcript is spliced from 5 exons. Bases 480 to 2606 code for a protein of 708 amino acids. Lineage: Eukaryota; Fungi; Ascomycota; Eurotiomycetes; Eurotiales; Aspergillaceae. The record is from RefSeq and is a predicted model, not a curated record. Gene Ontology annotation, biological process: protein localization to membrane; vacuolar transport.
CUGCACCAAACCACACUGACCCGGCCCUAUUCGGCUGCUUGUCUCACUUCACUUCCCACUCCAAUCUUUGGCAGUCAUUGCCUAUUACAUUCGUUCUCUUCUUGGCUGCAUUGAGCUGUCAAUCCCCAGGUUUCGCGUCUCCUGUCGCAAUCUGAACCGCUGGAUCUCCGUCGACCGUCGGACUGUUCCCCCUCGAAUCGUGUUUGCCUGCCUACCUGGCUGUAUUUCCCUUUUCCUAAUUGAUUAUGUUUAUUCUUUGAAUCUUCUCUAUAUUAUACAAUCUUUUUAAUCAUCUUAUCGCUCGAAUUGACUCUUGGUUGAUAAGGAUCGGGCGGUCAAUUCUGACAGACGUUGAUCUACAUCCCCCGAUCUCGUAUCCGCCACGUACGAUUAAUCAACCGCAAUCUGCUGGUGCAUGCUUGCGCAGGCGUACUUCAAUCUCUGGUAGAGUGGCCGAUACCUUUUCCCUUCCCAAUUCAAUGAUGGAGUUUCGACAAUUUUGGCGCCCUCAUCGAUGGGCCUUGUGGCUGUUGCUUACUUCCUGUACCUACGCAUUCUACAUCCCUGGAUAUUCUGUCAAACAUUACAAUGACGGCGAACAUAUUCCUCUCCUCGUGAACAAGAUCUUCUCCGACAAUACCCAGCUACAAUAUGCAUACUUCGACCUGCCCUUCGUGUGCCCUCCCAGCGGCCGAACCCACGGCGGAUCCCCGUUUGGCUCCGGACAAAGCGUGUCACUUAACUUGGGAGAAAUUCUUCGCGGCGACCGUAUCAUGACCUCCGAUUUCGAACUGCAGAUGGGCCAGAACGUCGACUGUCGGGUGCUUUGUGAACAAGAGGUCGGACGGAAGGAUGUCAAAUGGAGCCGUCAACUGAUCAAGGAGGGAUACGUGGCGGAGUGGAUCGCGGAUAACUUGCCUGGGGCAACGAGCUUCGUGACCGUUGAUGGGAGUCGCAAGUACUACGCUACGGGGUUCAAGCUCGGGUUUCAGGAGUACUCGAACAUUGACGGCAAGCUACGAUACUAUAUCAACAACCACUUUACUAUUGUCAUCCGCUGGCGGUCGGCGCCUGAAGGCGGCAAGGCCAUUGUCGGCUUCGAAAUUCACCCAAAGAGUAUUCGCGCGGAGGAUCAUAUCCAGAAUGGCUGCCCGAAACAGGUGCAUGAGGCGCAUGACGGGCUUGAGCUGUACAUCCCGCCAAACAUCUCGAAACUGCGCGAGAUGUACCCUGGAUCGUCCUAUAUUCCCGAAGACGAUGAUGAGAUCGACGAUGGCGCCACCCUCAAGAUUCCGUACACUUACUCGGUCUACUUCAAGGAAGAGAAUGGGGUCGACUGGUGGAACCGCUGGGAUCUGUACUUCACCAACCAGGAGGAGGGCUCGGCAACCCACUGGCUCGCUAUUCUCAACUCUCUGACUAUCUCCGGUGUUCUUGGGGUUGCGGUCUAUGUCAUCUGGAGUCGGACGGUGCAGGGCGAUAUCAAAGGCCGCGGAGAUGGAGCUCUGGAGGACGGAAAGCUCAGGAUUCGUGGAACGAAGUCAAGAUCCUCGGAGCAAAAAGGUGAUGGGCUUCUAGAGCAGGGCACCGAUGUCGAGCGGGAUGCGGAUGUUUCUGAUGACGAAGGCCUGGAAGACAUCAGUGGAUGGAAACUGCUUCAUGGCGACGUGUUCCGGACGCCUCAGUUCAGCGGUCUUCUGGCACCGCUGAUCGGCUCCGGUAUGCAGCUGUUGUUCAUGGUUUCGGGGCUCUUGUUCCUCAGUUGUCUUGGCGUGCUGAAUCCCAGUUUCCGUGGCGGAUUCGUCAGUGUCGGCAUGGGUUUGUUUGUCUUCGCGGGAUUGUUCUCCGGGUACUUCUCGGGCAGACUCUACAAGACCUUUGGAGGUGUGCAUUGGCGCAAGAACACGCUGAUCACUGCCUUGUUCUUCCCUGGCCUGGUCUUCUGCCUCAUUUUCAUCCUCAACCUUUUCGUGUGGGCGCAAGCCUCGAGUACUGCGAUUCCUUUCGGCACUUUGGUUGGACUUCUGGCCCUGUGGCUGUUGAUCCAGGUCCCAUUGGUCUAUCUCGGCAGUUGGUACGGCUAUGUCCGCACCUCGCCAUGGGAGCAUCCAACCAAGACAACCUCCAUUGCCCGGCAGAUCCCACCUCAGCCUUGGUACUUGCACAGCAUUGGCGGUACCCUUCUUACCGGACUGGGUCCGUUUGCGGUGCUGUUCAUCGAGCUUCUUUUCGUGUUCCGUAGCCUGUGGCAGGACAAAAGCGGAUACUACUAUGUGUUCGGGUUUCUCAGUGCGGUGUCGACGAUCUUGAUGGUCACGAUCAGCGAGGUGACCAUCAUCGCCACCUACAGUCAACUUUGCGCCGAGAAUUACCACUGGUGGUGGCAGAGUUUCCUUACCGGUGGAAGCAGUGCCUUCUGGGUAUUCGGGUACUGCAUCUGGUACUACUGUUUCCACCUCCACAUCACGGGCUUCGUGUCUAGUCUUCUUUUCUUCAGCUACAGUUUUCUCGCAUGCACCGUGUACGGCCUUUUGACUGGAACGGUUGGAUUCCUGACGGCGUAUGCGUUCAUCCGACGUAUUUACAGUGCAGUUAAAGUCGACUAGUCGACUACUUCCCUUCAGCACAGACAUCGACAGGGGUCCGGCUGAGCCGCUUUGCAGAAUUUUCAGGCCCGGCCGAACGUCUAAAUCAGCAAUGCACCACCCACUUUACUAAGAUCCGAUGUCUGUCUGUUGACAGCGUGCAAUGCAUGGCCUGUGGCCAUUCAGCUGUCAACUUAAGAUAUAUAUAUAUAUAUACUUUGCCUUUAGCGAAUUUAUAUCAUCUGC